CAACUUGCAUAGACCAAUGCUGUCCGCUGUUACUCGAACCGCCGUCAGGAGAACGAGCGCCAGGGCUCCGGUGCUGGCUGCGGGUGCGCGACGAGGCCUUGCUCAACCCUCCGGGGCAGACCGGGCAAGCGUAGUCGAUCUACCUUCGACUUAUGCCGAUGAGAGUCACUUUUCGCCCCGAGCUGAUAUGCUUGGCUUCAAGCUCGAGAUGCCCACCAGAGAGGGCUCCACUGACACGGUGCGGCCCAUCUACUUGGACAUGCAGGCAACCACUCCUGUUGAUCCUCGAGUGCUCGACGCGAUGCUGCCGUACCUUACCGAUCAAUAUGGCAACCCCCACAGCCGGACUCAUGCCUAUGGCUGGGAGGCCGAACACGCAGUAGAAGAUGCCCGAAAGCAUAUCGCCGACCUCAUUGGCGCCGACCCCAAAGACAUCAUCUUCACGUCUGGCGCCACCGAAUCCAACAACAUGUCGAUUAAAGGAGUCGCACGCUUUCACAAGGAGAAGAAACGGCAUAUCAUUACGACACAAACGGAACAUAAAUGUGUCCUUGAUUCGUGCCGCAAGCUCAGCGAAGAGGGAUUCGACAUCACGUAUCUCCCGGUCCAGACCAAUGGUAUCAUCUCCUUGGAAGAGUUGGAGGCCGCCAUUCGUCCGGACACUGCGCUCGUCUCGAUUAUGACCGUGAACAACGAGACCGGUGUCAUCCAGCCGAUCAAGGAGAUUGGGGCGUUGAUUCGAAAGCAUCGCGGAGUUUACUUUCACACCGAUGCUGCCCAGGCGGUUGGCAAGAUUCCCUUGGAUGUGAACGAGAUGAACAUUGAUCUUAUGAGUCUCUCGGGACACAAGAUCUAUGGGCCCAAGGGUGUUGGUGCGGCCUACGUCCGUCGGAGGCCCCGUGUCCGACUAGAGCCGAUCAUCAGCGGAGGUGGACAGGAACGAGGUCUGAGAAGCGGAACGCUGUCGACAUUCCUGGCCGUUGGGAUGGGUGAAGCUGCCCGUAUAUCGAAGUUGGAGAUGGCGCGCGACCACCAGCGCAUUUCUGAGUUGUCCAACCGUUUGAUCAACAAGAUCAAUGCUCAAGUGGAACAAGUUGUUCGCAACGGUGAUGUGAACGGCUAUCCUGGCUGCGUGAACUUGAGCUUCUCGUAUGUGGAAGGAGAAAGUCUUUUGAUGGCAUUGAAGGACAUUGCCUUGUCGUCUGGAAGUGCUUGCACCUCCGCGUCCCUCGAACCAUCUUACGUUCUCCGAGCUCUAGGCGCUGCUGAGGACAUGGCCCAUUCCUCGCUUCGGUUUGGUAUCGGGCGCUUCACGACCGAGGCUGAGGUUGACUUUGUGGUGGAUCGCAUCGUUAAAACCGUACAGAAGUUGCGAGACAUGAGUCCUCUCUGGGAGAUGGUGCAGGAAGGCAUUGAUAUCAACACAAUCGACUGGUCGCAGUCCCAGCACUAACUGACAUAUGUUCUCGAACUUUUUUCAAAAAUGUACACUAGCCCUUUAGAAUCCCUUGGUAUAUUAUGCACUCAACUUAUUUGCCGCGCUGAAUGACGCCGCACGGACCACUGAUGGUGUGGGCGCUACGCCAUCAACGAAUGAUCAAAAUUUCAAUCUCCGCCUCCUCCUUCGUUGUCAUCCUUUUGAGGCAACCAGCAUGUCUCGUCGUCUCUACCUUGGCAGGCUUGCGCCCGACACUCGUCCCGAGGAUGUGAAGACGUUUUUCGACGGUAUGGGAGCUAUCGUCGACUGCCGCGUCAUGACGGGUUUCGGUUUUGUUGAGUUUGAGAACGCCAAGGAUGCCGAUGAUGCGGUGAACAAUUACAAUGGAAAAACCCUUAUGGGACAAAGUAUCGUCGUCGAGUUUGCUAAGGAAAGCCGUCCUCGUCGUGAGUUCGAUGACAGAGGCAGCUCUUCUCGCUCUCGUCGGCCCCCUGGGCACCGCAUCAUCGUUUCGGGCAUCUCUCGUGAUACCAGCUGGCAGGACCUGAAGGACUUUGGACGCGAGGUUGGCAAUGUGUCAUUCGCAGAUGUCGAUCGAGACUACCGCGACCAAGGUGUUCUUGAGUAUAUUGCACGAGAAGAUGCGGAGCAUGCCGUGAAAGAGUUGGAUGGCAAAGAUCUCCGUGGUCGCGCUGUUCGCGUGUCUCUGGACAAUUCGAACACCCAGCGCUCCGGUCCGGAUAACUACCACCGCAGCGACCGUCGGGAUGAUCGGGACCGUGGCGAUCGCUACGACCGCGACCGCCGUGAUGAUCGUCGGGACGACCGGGAUCGGGACCGCUACCGAGAUGGCGACCGUGACCGUUACAGAGACCGAGAUGACAGGCGUCGUGACCGUGAUCGCUCGCGUUCUCCUCGUCGUGAGAGAGACGAUGAGCGUCGUAGGUCUCCCCGCCGCGACCACGACGAUAAAAGAGCUCCUGGAGAUAAAGAAGACAGAAGACGAGAUGAAGAACCCAGGAACGGAGAUUGGCCUCGUUAAGGGAAAAAAAAGUUGUGGUCUGGAACGCCCUGAAAAGUCCGAAUUGGAAAGGCGCUUGCAAUGUUCCCAAAUGUCUCCCUGUCUUCUUUCUCUCUCCAAGUUCUCUGUCACUCGCUGUCUUUUCUCUGCCUGUCUCCCCGAAAAUGGUGUUUCUGUACCCUGCUCUGUAUCCAUUGGAUCUCGUGGACUUGCGGAACGCACAAGUAUCUAUCUCCGUCAAACGCACCUGCCAUGACAUGCACCGAGAAAGAGGAUUCUGUUCUAUGAUUCGAUCACAAAUCUCAGAACAGAGCCGUUCUCUAUCCCCAACCAAGCCAAAUCCUGUGAAUCGCGAUCGCUUUCGAGUAGCGUGAAUGAAUUGUGGUCCAUCCGCAGCCAAAGAGUAAUUCUUGUGUGAUUU
This is a messenger RNA of Mycena citricolor, 2880 nucleotides long. NCBI's taxonomy places the organism in Eukaryota, Fungi, Basidiomycota, Agaricomycetes, Agaricales, Mycenaceae. The record is from the annotation of a GenBank genome assembly.